Molecule: messenger RNA, 339 nt
Organism: Geodia barretti
Lineage: Eukaryota; Metazoa; Porifera; Demospongiae; Tetractinellida; Geodiidae
Source: the annotation of a GenBank genome assembly
AUGGGGCUCAGCAUUGAACGCAGCGACGGAAUAUUGAUCGCUAUGGCAGAUGGCCGAGUGGACGGCGCCAAUGCCCAGGAGUUUCAGGGAGAUCUGACAGAUGCGAUCGACCCUACAGAUCGCGCUGUGGUUCUGGACCUUGGUGAGAUCACAUACAUCAGCAGCGCCGGACUCCGCGUCAUUCUGCUGAUGGCCAGAGCACUCAAGAGACAGGAUGCAGAACUAGCUGUUUGCUCGCUCUCGGCACCGAUCCGCGAGGUGUUCGAAAUCAGCGGAUUUGACAAGAUCAUACCGGUCCGUGAUUCUCGCCCCGACGCAAUCGCCAGCUUCAAAACUUAG